Syzygium oleosum is the source of this 1190-nucleotide messenger RNA. Its product is annotated as zinc finger protein 8-like. The record is from RefSeq and is a predicted model, not a curated record. Bases 234 to 1190 code for a protein of 318 amino acids. Gene Ontology annotation, biological process: negative regulation of abscisic acid-activated signaling pathway. NCBI's taxonomy places the organism in Eukaryota, Viridiplantae, Streptophyta, Magnoliopsida, Myrtales, Myrtaceae. The transcript has a single exon.
CACAGGUCACAACCUCGUAUGGAAUGUUUUGCCAUGAGAAGAUGUGCUCAAACUCUAAGAUCUGGGGAGACGCUCACUUGCAUAGCAAGUCGUCAUCGUCAUUUGGGAUUUCUUUCCAUGCAUGAAACAAUUACAUUCACCCGACCACUUAUAAAUACGAGUAUAAUUCAUGGUUUUCCUCAUCAUCCAGCAAAACCCACAACCAAAGAAGAAAAAAAGAGUGAGGAAGAGAAAUGGAUAAAGCCACGGGAAAAACACCAGUGAUCACAGUGGACUCUAGCCCUUCUUCUGAUUCCUCAAGCAAUGUCUCAGCGACUCCAGACCACGGUGACACUGCAUGCAAACUACUUGUCCUUGCUAAUGAAGCUGCCAAGAACCAAACGAAGAUGGUUGAGGAAGCUGGUGAGAUUCCCGGCGCUGCCGAUGCCCAUCUCUUGCUCGAUCUGACCCCUGUGAAUGCUGGCUUGUGCCUCGACGAUCCCUUGAGCUCCAACAAAGUCAAGGAGUCCUCUUCAUCGGACAACAGUGCCCGCGAUGAGCCACCCCCUGCCAAUAGGGUUUUCAGCUGCGCCUAUUGCAAGAAAAACUUUACAUCUUGGCAGGCGCUCGGCGGCCACCAGAACGCACACAGGCUUGAGCGUUUGAUGGUGAAAAGGCAGCAAGAAAUGGCUGCCAUGAACAGGCACGGGCCGCCUUCAACUAGGAGAUAUGGUUAUGGUGGUUUCAAUGCGCUCUAUUUGAAUGUCCCUCGAUUCCCUGCUUUCGGGCCACUCAACCGACUGGCCCCGCCCGGCAUGGGGAUGGAUCAGCCCAUGGUCCAAAGGGUCCAACCAUCAUGGAGCCAGCCCGGGCAUCCGCCGAUGAUGGCCUCACCCCCACCAAGGAUGGACGGCAUGCCUUAUGUUCCUACUAAUUGCAAUAAUAAUGUCAACAAUGGUGGAUUUGUGGGCCAAUUUCUUCCUCCUCCAGCAUUUGAUCAUCCCCAACAGGGGGGUGGUGCAGUGAUGCACAGCUUUAAAGGUCCUUCAAGCAUUCCCAGCCCGAAUGUGCCAAUGAAUACGGUCGCUAAUGGCGGGGGCAGCAGCUGCGGAGGCGGCGGCAGCAGUGGCAAUCGUCAUGUCCUACCAGGGAAGAGGGAUGUUCGGCCAAAGACUGACCAUGGAGAACUAGAUUUGACCCUCAAGCUAUAA